Molecule: messenger RNA, 3864 nt
Organism: Anolis carolinensis (green anole)
Lineage: Eukaryota; Metazoa; Chordata; Lepidosauria; Squamata; Anolidae
Product: ubiquitin carboxyl-terminal hydrolase 12
Exons: 9
Coding region: 113-1231 (372 amino acids)
Biological process (GO): protein deubiquitination
Cellular component (GO): nucleus; cytosol
Molecular function (GO): cysteine-type deubiquitinase activity
Source: RefSeq, a predicted model, not a curated record
UCCUUCCGGGUCGUGCCGGGCUCUUUUGGGCGCUGCACCGAGCGGAGAGUUUAGGGCGUGGCGCCACCUGCGGCUCAUCCAAGAUGGCGGGAGGCUGCCGGUUGCCGGGCGGAUGGAAGUCCUGAUGACGGUGCGGAGACUCGCCUCCAUCUGUACCAUGGGCGCCAAUGCCUCCGCUUUGGAGAAAGAGAUUGGUCCGGAGCAAUUUCCCAUGAAUGAGCAUUACUUUGGCUUGGUCAACUUUGGCAACACCUGCUACUGCAACUCAGUCCUCCAGGCACUGUACUUCUGCCGCCCCUUUCGGGAGAAGGUCUUGGCCUACAAGGUUCAGCCCCGCAAGAAGGAGAGCCUCCUGACGUGCCUCUCGGACCUCUUCAACAGCAUCGCCACCCAGAAGAAGAAGGUGGGCGUCAUCCCUCCCAAGAAGUUUAUUUCCCGGCUGAGGAAAGAGAACGAACUCUUUGACAAUUACAUGCAGCAGGACGCUCACGAGUUCCUCAACUACCUGCUGAACACCAUUGCCGACUUGCUACAAGAAGAGAAGAAGCAGGAGAAGCAGAACGGGAAGCUCCAGAACGGGAGUCUCGAGAGCAGUGGCGGCGACGAGGGGGAGAAGGGCGACCUCACCUGGGUCCACGAAAUCUUCCAGGGGACCCUCACCAAUGAAACCAGAUGCCUGAACUGCGAAGCCGUUAGCAGCAAAGAUGAGGACUUUCUGGACCUGUCGGUUGACGUGGAACAAAAUACGUCGAUAACGCACUGUUUGAGGGGGUUCAGCAAUACCGAGACUCUGUGCAGUGAAUACAAAUACUACUGUGAGCAAUGCCGUAGUAAACAGGAAGCACAAAAGAGGAUGCGGGUGAAAAAGCUGCCCAUGAUCCUCGCCCUGCACUUGAAGCGGUUCAAGUACAUGGACCAGCUGCACCGGUACACCAAGCUCUCCUACCGGGUCGUCUUCCCCUUGGAGCUCCGGCUCUUCAACACGUCGGGCGACGCCACAAACCCGGACCGGAUGUACGACUUGGUGGCCGUGGUGGUGCAUUGUGGCAGUGGUCCGAACCGUGGGCAUUAUAUCACCAUUGUGAAGAGCCAUGGGUUUUGGCUGCUGUUUGACGACGACAUUGUAGAGAAAAUCGACGCUCAAGCGAUUGAAGAGUUCUAUGGCUUGACGUCGGACAUUUCCAAAAACUCGGAAUCUGGGUAUAUCCUCUUUUACCAGUCGAGAGACUAAAGUGGCGCACUUUGCAAACAAAAGAAGGGAUCACGACCGUGUCCGGACGGGACAACCUGGUGCUCGCAAAACUACGUCUCCCGCAUCGUAGGACCAGGGGAGAUCACCGGGAAACUAGCGGGACCCUCUCCUCGCAGCGGCCGCCUUGAGCAAGGAUGCUGUGCGCUCUGGAUUUCUUCCGGCGCUGUUUUAUACACACCUGCGUUGUCUUUACUUGAAACUGGGCUCGGGAACCAAGGAAGGUCGCGUUGUCGGACUUCAGAGAUGACCCAAGGCUUUCCUUUGGAUUCUGGUUCGUGUUGAUUUCCUGCUUUCUCACAAAGGGAUUUCAAAUGGCACGUCUCGGUCGGCUCUAAAUAGCCGAAAUUGUUUAGGAAGCAGCCGAUUUUUCACUGUGUCUUUGGCAGGCAUGGGCAAACUUCGGCCCUCCGGGUGUUUUGGACUUCAACUCCCACAAUUCCUAACAGCCGGUAGGCUGUUAGGAAUUGUGGGAGUUGAAGUCCAAAACACCCGGAGGGCCGAAGUUUGCCCAUGCCUGAUAGAGAAAAAGCAAAAUAGCGAAUUAUUUACAUUACGGAGUUCAUCCUUUUCGGUGCAUCUGAUGCCUUGUAAAGUAGGAUUUUUUUGGCACAGUAAUGGGCAAUACUGUGAUCAUAGAGAUCAUGAAAAUAUGUGUGAUAAAGAAUAUCAGCCCAUAAACGUCCCCAUGGAUUUCCUCAAAAGCGUUGAUUUCAGGCAACACUAUUUAUUACACAAUUUCCCCCUUUUUCUUCUCUGUCUCUCCCUCCCAGAUUGAAAGUAACUUUUCUAAACUUUGUUAUACUUCUUUUGGGUUUUUUGUUGUUGUAAUAAACAGGAUUGACUCUGCAGCAUCCUAGGGAACAAAGGAGUCAUGCAGUGGUUCUCAACCUGUGGGUCCCCAGAUGUUUUGGCCUGGGAUUUCUGGGAGUUGUAGUCCAAAACACCUGGGGACACACACAACGCCUGUUAUAGUGGGUCCACCAACACUGUAAUGCGGUUUAACUGCAAUAUAUGAGUCUACACUGCUGUAUAAUGUGGUUUGAUACAGUUAAGCUGAAUAAUAUAGCAAUGUAUAUGGCACAUGAGACUCAAAACAAAGAUCGCCAUAUUGCUUGAAGCGUCCUUAUGAGCCAAAAGUGUCCUCUGUGCAAUUUUUUAGCACUAAUUUAUCUGCGUAUUAAAAUCUCGGGACGCACAUACAUCCACACACAAUGCGUAUUAACUAACUUUUAGGUUAAGCAUGUGCAAAUGCAAUGCUUUUGGAUCCCUUCCUGUUGUCAGAGCAAAAUAAGGUUGCCUUGGGAAAAGCCUACAUGGGAACUGCUUAGCAUUGUUGUAUAUUGCAAUAGCAUAUUGUAAUAUGCUAUAAUGUUGUAUAUUACAAUAGCAAGGAUUAAUAGGAAAUCGACGAUGCAAAAGGGAAGUGUCUGCUCUAAGAGAUCACUGAUCUAGGUUGCUGUGAGUUUUCUGGCCACGUUCCAGAAGCAUUCUCUCCUGACGUUACGCCCACAUCAAUGGCAGGGAACCUCACAACCGCUGAGGAUGCUUGCUAUAGAUGUGGGCGAAAACGUCAGGAGAGAAUGCUUCUGGAACAUGGCCAUACCGCAACCCAGCGAUUCCAGCCAUGAGAACCUUCGGUAACACAUUACUGAUCUAGUUGCCAGUUUGGCAGUUUUGGUUUCCCUGUGUCUGGAAUUCUGUGUAGUCGGACAUGGUGGUUGUGAGAGUGGUCCAGCAUUUCUGUGUUCUCAAAUAACUGCUUCCCAGUUAACAUAAAUGGAGGGAGAUGUUUCCAUAUAGCCUUUGUGGGCUCAAUAGUCUUUCUAACCCGGGCAUGGGCAAGCUUUGUCCCUCCGGGUGUUUGGACUCCAACUCCCAGCAUUCCUAACAGCCUCAGGCCCUUUCCUUUCCCCCCUCAGCCUUCUCAGUUCCCUUGUGAAACGGGAGUUUUCCUGAGAAGCCAGAUUAGGUUUGAGAACAGAGGGAGUGAUGAAUAUACUUCAGCAGCUGAGGGGGAAAAGGAAAGGGACUGAGGCUGUUAGGAAUGGUGGGAAUUGCAGUCCAAAACACCCGGAGGGCCCAACUUGGCCUAUGCCUGUUCCAACCCAUUCCACUAUUUUCCUAAAUUCCAAUUUCAACAUUUUCUAACCAACACCAGAAAAAAAAAACUAAAACGAAAUGCCUUUCUUUGCUAGUAAAACAAUAAUGUCUAAUAUGCAAAGGUAAUGAAUUGCAUCUUCAACGUUUGUCACACUUAAUAGAACAACCGAUGAAAACGAUGCGAUGUUCGGAGUGAACUUUUCUCUUUGGUAGAAAAACCUCUUUUCACCUGUAUUCGUUCUAGGCUGAUUUGCAAAUGCAGAAAAGUCACUUCGGAGAACACUAACCGAGCUCGUAUUUUGUACAUUUGGGGAUAAUGUUUUUACAAAUAACUUGCCUGACUUGAGAAAGAGAAAUAGAAGAAGAAGAAAUAGAAUAUUGGGAUAUAUAUGCUAUAGAUUUAAAAAGUGCACUUUUGCUACAGAUUUAUAAGGGAAAUAAAUGGGAAGUGAGUGGUAUGGUGUUAACUUCUGUGUCAUAAAUAUAUCUCCAAUAAAGGUCAAGUAUGGUGA